AUGUUAAGAGCUGUUCCCAAACAAUCUCGUUGUUUAGUACAGGAGAGACCUCAAUGUUGCUCCCUUAUUACAACCAAUGCAAAUUCAAAGAGAUCUUUCAAUUGUGGUAUGAACCCAACAUUGUCUGGACAUAACAAAUGGUCUACGAUUAAACAUGAUAAAGCCAAAAACGAUGCGGAGAAGAACAAGCUAUUCAGUAAGUUUGCAAACCAGAUACAAUUAGCUGUUAAAUUGGGUGGAGGAUCCACUGAUCCAACCUUAAACAUCAGGUUGGCGACAGCCAUGGAGGCAGCAAACAAGAACAAUGUGAGUAAAAAAGUUGUCGACAACGCUAUCAAGAAGGCAGCUGGUAUUUCGCUGAAUAAGGGUUCUGUUAUGGAGACUUGUCUUUACGAAGGGAUGGGCCCAGGAGGCGUUGCAUUUGUCAUUGAGGCUCUGACUGACAAUAGAAAUAGGACUUUUGGUUUUGUGCGCAGCGCAUUCACCAAGGUAAACGGAUCCAUGACUCCAACCUUGUAUUUUUUCGAUAAGAAGGGUUACGCAAUCGUCCGGGCCCCAAUUAAAUACGAGAACGACGAAGAUAAAAUUCUCGAGAGAGUUCUCGAUAUUAAAGGUGUUGAAGACUUAGAGCAGAUCAAAGACGAAGAAGAAGCGUCCGUAACGGACGAACCAGGCAACAGCAGCGACAACAGCGACAAGCUGGCCCUGUACUCCAUCCGCACAGAACCAUCGAGUACGAACGCUGUUGCUGCGGAGUUGAAACAGGACGGCUUUAAAAUCGAAGAACUUGCCAUUGGGUACUUUGGAAAGGACGACUUACAAGUGACAUUGCCAGACGAAGAAUCGAAGGCCAAGUUCGACAGGUUCAUGGACACUCUGGACUCUAUCGAUGAGAUCACGGCCAUCCACACGAACAUCAGAGACUAA
Molecule: messenger RNA, 927 nt
Organism: Tetrapisispora phaffii CBS 4417
Lineage: Eukaryota; Fungi; Ascomycota; Saccharomycetes; Saccharomycetales; Saccharomycetaceae
Gene: DPC29
Product: post-initiation translation factor DPC29
Exons: 1
Coding region: 1-927 (308 amino acids)
Cellular component (GO): mitochondrion
Source: RefSeq, a predicted model, not a curated record